Molecule: messenger RNA, 1971 nt
Organism: Acyrthosiphon pisum (pea aphid)
Lineage: Eukaryota; Metazoa; Arthropoda; Insecta; Hemiptera; Aphididae
Product: DNA primase large subunit
Exons: 10
Coding region: 275-1684 (469 amino acids)
Biological process (GO): DNA replication initiation; DNA replication, synthesis of primer
Cellular component (GO): alpha DNA polymerase:primase complex
Source: RefSeq, a predicted model, not a curated record
AAAAUUGAUGAUAACAAUUGUAAUAGGAAUAUUAUUCGGAUUCUGUCAAUCUGUUCUUACUUCGUACAGACUUUGGACUCCUUCGUAUUGCUUUGAGACACUGUAAUAGGUCGAAUACAUUAUUUGGACUGUAAUCGAUUUAAAAGCAUCAGAUCAUGACCUUCUAGUGAGUGAGUUCAAACCCUUGGUUUAAAUCAUCAAUCAUCUUGAAAUUUGGAUACACUUCUAAAGAAACUGUUUUUAGAGCAUUAUACCCAAGUAAAUCUGACUGAUAAUGAAUUUUACUCCAAGUAGAAAAAAUGUAGCGUUAGAAGAACUCAAAAAACCCUCUUACGAUCACGAUUUACAACUGUAUCGUGAAAUUCCUGAUAUCAAUAUUAAUUUGGAUGAGUUUGAAGAAUGGGCAAUUGAAAGACUUAAGGUUUUACAAAUAUUGGAACAAUUGAGUUUGAAAGGAAACACAAGUAAUUAUGAAGAUUUUACUAAAUCUGUGGUUCAAGAAAUAAAGAAAGAAGGAUUAAAACACAUGCAUAAAUUGAUAAACGGUGGCAUUUAUAAGGAUUACAAUGAAAACUGUGAUGCGAGAAAAAGAGAUUUAUGUUCACAUUUCAUUCUUCGAUUAAUUUAUUGUAAAAGUGAUGAGUUACGAAAAUGGUUCAUCAACAGGGAAAUCGAAUUAUUCAAAUUACGUUGGACACUACUUUCAAAAAGCGAUAAACUAAAAUUUUUAUCAUCAAACAAUACUAAUUAUUCAGCUGUUAGCGAAGAAGAACAUCAAAUAAUGGUUGAUAGUAUGGGAUCUUUGGCUACAGCUGGAAAUAAUAAUGAGUAUUUUAAAGUCCGCUGGACACAAGUUUUGGAUUUAGUUCGUAAUAGAAAAGUUUACCUCUGUGAUGGAUUUGCUUAUGUUAUACAAACGGAUGUUAUCUCCGGUGUUUGCCAAACAUUUCGGUCAGAACUUUCUCAAGAAUUAGUAAAAUGUUUUCAAAAAUUCAGUAUUAUUAGUGAAGAUGAACGGUUCGGUGCUUUUAUAAAAUAUUUGCAUCAGUCCUAUAUGGGAAAAAAUUACUCUGUUACAGAAAACAUGUCUACUUUAUCUAUUAAUACUAUUGAUCAUUCUUCAAAGUCUUUUCCUCUAUGUAUGAAACGGUUGCAUGUAGUUUUGAGGAGUGAACAUCAUUUGAAACAUCAAGCUCGUCAACAGUAUGGUUUAUUUUUAAAAGGAGCCGGAUUACCGCUUGAACAAGCUUUGGUGUUAUGGAGAUCAGAAUUUACUAAGAAAAUGGAUGCAGAUAAAUUUGAUAAACAAUAUAGUUAUAAUAUAAGACAUAAUUAUGGCAAAGAAGGAAAAAAAGUAAACUAUACACCAUACAGCUGUAUGAAAAUAAUUAUGGGUGCAGUGGGUUUGGAUGAAUAUCACGGGUGUCCAUAUAAACAUACUAAUAGUCAAGCAUUAAAGCAAUUACUUGAGACUUCUAACAUUUCAACUCAAAGCAUUCAAGAAAUUUUAAAUCUGUCUCAAAAUGGACAUUAUCAAAUUGCUUGUACAAAAUAUUUUGAAGCACAUAAUGGUGUAUCACCUUCUUGCACAGCUAUCAACCACCCAAAUCAAUUCUUUGAAGAAAGUCAAAAAUUGAAAGGAUUUAUAGAAGAAUCUAAUAUCAAUGUUGUUGAUGAAGUUUAAUUUACAUAAAUGUAAACAUUUUUUUUUUAUCCCUGUGUAUUUCUUAUUAAUUUUAAUUAAUUAAUUUUUAAUAUAGACAAUAUUAUUGAUUAUGGAUAAUAUUAUUAUUAUUAUUACUAAUUAUUAGUAUUCAUAAUCAAUGGUAAUAUGUAAUAGGUAAUAUAUAUUUUGUUUUAUUAAUAAAUAUUUAUUAUCUUAUUUUGCAUAGGCACUAGAUAGGUACAUACCUGCCUAUACCUAUAAUUAUUGAAAAAUAUUUAACUAAAAUAUAAGUUUUGUUACGGAAA